UCUGCCUCCGCACCUCAACCGCCCGCAGUGCCCUUGGACGCUGCCGCGCUGCCCGCCUGCACCGCGCUCUGACCGGCUGCCUCUCUGAGAGAGUUCCCCUCCCGGACCCUUAUUUACUUCAGGACUGCAGUCGCAUCAGGCGCCCGUGAGAAAUUAAUGGGGAAGCUCCGAGGAUAAACACGGGGUGAGGGGGGGUUUCGCCACUGCAGAGGGGACCUGCCGCUUGUUUGCAGCCCCCCGGCGGAGGGAGGCAGAGGAGGAGGAGAAGGGGCUGMGCAGUCUGUCAGAGGCUUCACUGUUUGGAUCAUUUGAAACUGCCCCUGCAUGGAUGCACCAUGGCUACGUUUAUAUGCAGGGUGCAGUUCUUAGAUGAUACUGAUCCGUUCAAUAGCACCAAUUUUCCUGAGCCCACCAGACCACCUCUGUACACUUUCAGGUUGGAUAUUCCUCUGAUCAAUCAGAUUGCUGGAGUCCACAGGCUGCUGAAAGCCCCACACAAGCCUGAUGACUGCGCCCUCCAGUUGUCCCACAAUGGAAGCUAUUUGGAUUUGGAGUCCACCUUGGCAGAGCAAAAAGAUGAACUGGAGGGAUUCCAGGAGGAUGGAGGGAGGGGGAAGAAACACAGCAUCAUUCUUCGAACACAGCUGUCAGUCAGAGUUCAUGCCUGCAUUGAAAAACUCUACAACUCAACAGGACGGGAGCUCCGGAGAGCCCUCUUUUCUCUGAAGCAGAUUUUUCAGGAUGACAAAGACUUGGUGCAUGAGUUCGUGGUGGCCGAAGGCCUGACGUGUUUAAUAAAAGUUGGAGCCGAAGCGGAUCAGAACUACCAGAAUUACAUCCUCAGGGCUCUGGGUCAGAUAAUGCUGUAUGUUGAUGGGAUGAACGGCCUCAUAUGUCACAAUGAAACAGUCCAGUGGCUCUACAGCUUGGUUGGAUCAAAGUUUCGUCUGGUGGUUAAGACGUCUCUAAAGCUGCUGCUGGUCUUUGUGGAGUACACAGAAAGUAAUGCUGCCCUGCUCAUAAAGGCUGUGAACACUGUGGAUGCAAAAAGAGAUACAAAACUAUGGUCAAACAUCAUGGAGAUCCUGGAGGAGAAGGAUGGUGUGGAUACUGAGCUGCUGGUGUUUGCAAUGACACUCAUUAAUAAGACUCUGGCAGGCCUUCCGGACCAGGACUCGUACUAUGACCUGGUGGACUGUCUUGAGGAGCAGGGUAUUGAAGCCACAGCCCAGAGACACCUGAGCAGAAAAGGCACCGACCUCGAUCUUACAGAACAGUUCAAUAUCUACGAGAUGACUCUUCGUCACGAGGACGGGGAUGAUGAAGCGCAGCUGCCGCCGAACGGCAGGAAAGACCGGCGGAGGGCUAGCGUCGGCUGCACCAACGAGAGGCGGGGCCUGGACAGGAGGCGGAGCCGGAGACAUUCGCUUCAGAACGGCAGAGACCACGCUUCGGCCUCAGCUGCUCCCAGCAGCCCUCAAAUUCACUCCAGCUUCCUGUCGGCUGGUGGCGGCAGGGUGGAAGACAUCUGUGAGAGAGAAGAGGAAGACGAAGAAGAAGAAGAAGAAGAAGAUGAUGAUGAUGAUGAUGAUGUGGAGGAGGAGGCAGAUGAUGAAAGUCAUCCAGUCACUGAGUCCUCUAGACAGGGCGCUCACAGUCUGACAGAAACUAAACCUGCUACAGCUUACUCAGCCAGAAGGCCCUGCUGGGCUGAAAGAAUCAGUGCUGGAGGUUCUUCRUUCUCUGACAGAAACCAGACUCCCACAUCACCCGUUCAUCGCCUCUCGAGCUCAGCGCCGUCCACACUGGACUCCAAACCCGGCAGCAGAUCUAGUUUUGGGAGCUUGCUCACAUCUUCCUACAGGCAGCAUCAGGAGUCUCUGGCUGCAGAACGAGAGAGGAGAUGCUUGGAGCGAGAGGAGCGGCUGCAGAGAAUCGAGAGAGAAGAAAGGAACCGCUUAAAUCGAGAUUAUGGAGAGAAGAGGGAAGAAAUGAGACAAGCCAGAGAGGAGAGGUUCAGAGCAGCCGAGCGCUUCGCCGCCGACAAGUUGGAGCGAGAGCGCCCCAGAGCGCCGACACGGGGGCGAACCGAGAUCACGCUGUGCCUGAGUCCGACACCGUCCAGCCGCUCCGCCUCGCGCUGUGUCACACCUUUACCUGCCGUGUCACAGGAAGACACCGCCAUCACGCCUAAACCACAUUUAGCAAAAGAACACAUCUCAGGUCCAAAGCUCGACCCCCAAAGCAAACCCAAAAGUUGUGCACCUGAGUUAUCAGCAGCAGGACCUUCCCCAGCCCCUCCCUCAGAAGCAGACAAACAGCAGACCGAUGCAGAGGCCGAAGAUGCUGCAGAGACUCGAGCUAAUGAGGAUGYAGCAGCGCAGCCGGAGGAAGAGUCGGGCAGAGGGGGAGAGGAGACGCGAGACGAGGGGACAGAGCAGAGCACGGAGGAGGCAGCUGACGUCGCAGAGGUCAGAGAGAUGGAGGUGGACGUGGAGUUAGAGGAGGAGACUGAGAAGGUGCAGCUGGCAGGGAGGGAUGUAGAAGACAGCAUACUGCUGAGUGAGAAGGAGAGACAGAAUGAGGAAAUGAAUGAGAAGGACAACUGCUCUGCCUCCAGCAUUUCUUCUACAAGCAGCACUCUGGAGAGGGAGGAGCGGGAGGAGAAAAUCACCAAUGACAUGAAAGCAGGUCAGUGGGCUCUAGAAGACGCGGACGUGAACGACCAGUGCAAGAAGAUUCUCAAUAACAAGCGUUUCAUGCUGGAAAUGCUUUACGCUCAGAAGGCUGUCACCGAGGACGAGGGAGAUGCGGGGGAAUCCGAGAAGGAGAAAUGCACGCGUGAGAAAGAGACGAGUGACUCUGUGAGCAGUUUGGUCAGCAGGAUCUCCACGCUGGACGCGAACAGGCAGGCCAGAGAGGAAACUGUGCAAAAAAUGGAGGUGGGACACCUGGACAACCAUGGCAGUGUCCGAACAGUGGCGGGGAAGUUUGGGGAUUUGGUCAAAGGCCUGACGUCCCUACAGGAGGUGGAGGCCUCUAAAGAGCAGCAGACUGACAAACCGUCAGCGUCCGCCUUGUCUGCGUUACCCCCCAAGAAAGAGUCGGAUCAUAUCUGGGAUCAGCUGAUGGCUACACCCAGGGAGCUGCGCAUCAAAGACAUGGACUUCACUGACCUAAAAGACGAGGACGACUUGGACAUUUUAGAUAUGGACAAUGUGAUGGGCUCACCCCCCACCCCGUGCGGCUCUGCCCUCCCCCCACCUCCACCCUUGUUUGGGUGCCCCCCGCCUCCUCCCAUAUUUGGUAAAAUGAUGCCCCCGCCUCCUCCGUUCAUGGCUGCCGUUCCUCCCCCCUCCCCUCACCUGAGCCGGGGGGAGGCGCCGCUGUUCCAGAAGAAAAAGAAGACCAUCCGUCUGUUCUGGAACGAGGUGCGUCCCGUGGACUGGCAGUGUAAGAGUCAUAAGUUCUGUAAGGAGUCCAUGUGGUCCAAACUGGAGCCCAUUAAACUGGACACGUCCAAACUAGAGCAGCUGUUCGAGUCCAAAUCCAAGGAGUUGUCUGUCACAAAGAAAGCAGCAGUUGAUGGCAAACGACAGGAGAUCAUUGUCUUGGAUUCAAAGCGCAGCAACGCGAUAAACAUCGGACUAACAGUUUUACCACCCCCUCGCACAAUAAAGACAGCUAUUCUUAACUUCGAUGAGUAUGCACUAAACAAGGAAGGCAUUGAGAAAAUCCUCCCAAUGAUCCCCACCGAGGAGGAGAAGCAGAAGAUCCAGGAGGCUCAGCUGAUGAACCCGGACAUUCCUCUGGGCAGCGCGGAGCAGUUCCUGCUCACCCUCUCCUCCAUCACAGAGCUGUCAGCUCGUCUGCAGCUGUGGGCGUUCAAGAUGGACUACGAGCUUCUGGAGAAGGCCAAAGGCUUCGAGUUGAGUUAUUUGGAGAAAGUCCCAGAGGUGAAGGACACGGUUCACAAGCAGUCACUGCUGCAUCACGCCUGCUCCAUCGUGGUCGAGAAGUUUCCAGACAGCUCAGAUCUCUACUCUGAGAUCGGAGCCAUCACACGCUUGGCCAAGGUGGAUUUUGACCAGCUUCAGGACAACCUGGCCCAGAUGGAGCGAAGGUGCAAAGCAUCGUGGGAUCACCUGAAAGUCAUUGCAAAACAUGAGAUGAAACCAGCGUUGAAGCAAAAGAUGUCCGACUUCCUCAAAGACUGUGCCGAGAGAAUCAUAAUUCUCAAAAUCGUACAUCGUAGGAUCCUCAACAGGUUUCAUGCCUUUCUGUUGUUCCUCGGCCAUCCGAUAUACGCGGCCCGCGAGGUCAGCAUUCAUCGCUUCAGUAAAAUCCUGAGCGAGUUUGCCCUGGAGUAUCGCACGACGAGGGAGCGCGUGCUGCAGCAGAAACAGAAGAGGGCCAACCACAGAGAGAGGAACAAGACCAGGGGCAAAAUGAUAACAGAUAGUGGUAAAUUUGGCRGUGCCACCUCAGACGCACAGGAGAGCCAGCCUCAGGGGAUCCAGUCUGCUGARGCUGCGGCUGAACACGAGAACAUGAAGGCUGUGUUGAAAAGCAGCCCGCAGGAAGACAGCRGCACGUCCACAGUGCCAGGCCUCCGAACCCGGACCAGAGCCGGCGCCAUCAGGGGACGCCUGGCCCCGUGGUGUUCUGUCAGCGACGACCCAAUCCACUGCACAGACGACACGGCCGACGAGAUCAUGGAGCGGAUCGUUCGCUCGGCCACUCAAGGGCCCGGCCAGCGGACACAGCCUCGGGAGAGGAGACGAUCCAGAGCGAAUCGGAAAUCACUGAGGAGGACUCUGAAGAGCGGUCUGACGACAGAGGAGGCCAACGCUCUCGGUCUGUCCAGCGGCUCAGAGAUGCAGGUGUGAGCCGGAUCCGGAUCCUGCUGAACUCUAGGACACCUGUAGACCCUUUCACUGCCCCCUCCCAGUCCUUUCUAAACUGGAAACAACAGCCCCACCCCCUCAAACGUGAUGAGUUGAUCUCAUCUUUUACAGGUUUGGUUUAGACGCCUCCGCGGAGAGGGAGGACAAAACCAAGUUUUAAAUCCUAAACUGCUGGGCAAGAAAACGAGCACUGCAUUCAAACCACUGAGCUUCGCUUCUGCUGGAAGAACAGAUAAAACUGUUUUUGCGAGGCUUUUAUUGUUGAAGUUUGCCGGGGUGGUAGAUGGUGGGGCGAGGGGGGGAUAUGACCAAUGAUGAGGGCAUCGAAACUAAAGUUCCAGCCUUUGCGGUCGUGACUGGAUCCAGAGGACAGGAAGUGUGGCGGACUGUGUGCAGCCUCACGCUGGAGCUGAAACAUCACAUCUAUUGCAUAGAUGGCUUCAUGCAGAAGGGUUUUUCUGUUCUAUACUACUGCGGUUCUUUUGUGUUUCAUCUUGCUUCAAGGUGCUAAAAYGAUUGCACUGGAUGUAAAACGUCGGGCGUCGUCGGACGGUGAGCUCCUCGACGCCGAAGACUCUGAAACUCUGCUCGUUAAGCAGCUGUUUGACAGCUUUUCACACGUUUAAUCCAAGGAAAAAGAUUAGUUUACUAAUCGUGAGAGAAGUUUACCAGUGUAGAUAUAUUUUUAAAAGCCUAAACAGAAGGUUCAGCAUUGUUAUCUGAUCCAUUCUCACUCAAAAGCUGAAAAAAAAAACUAGACUUUUGAGCAAGGUGGGCGCAGUGAGCAAUCUGUUUUAUUUUGUAGAGUCUAUGAGCUGCACAGAUCAGAGUGCCUUGCUGACACCGUUAUUUAUUAAAAUGUUUUCAGGGACAUGUCAUCACAAAUAUCUAAUACAGGUGUGUGAUCUGUGAGCAUGAAGUUUAUUAGAACCAGCUCAGCUGUUUUUGCCUCCCCAUGUUUUGGUUUUAUAAAGAUGAGCUAUUUGACAGUUGAGGAUUAAAGGUUAAACAGGAGCUGGUUAUUAAAGCUUUACUGUAUAAUAAAGGCAUCAAUGUGUAACUCAA
Molecule: messenger RNA, 5972 nt
Organism: Austrofundulus limnaeus
Lineage: Eukaryota; Metazoa; Chordata; Actinopteri; Cyprinodontiformes; Rivulidae
Gene: fhod3b
Product: formin homology 2 domain containing 3b
Biological process (GO): cortical actin cytoskeleton organization; sarcomere organization; cardiac myofibril assembly
Cellular component (GO): cytoskeleton; cytoplasm
Molecular function (GO): actin filament binding
Source: RefSeq, a predicted model, not a curated record